GCAAAGGUGCGCUAUAUUUAGAGAAAGGUUUGUUGUUUUCAGACAGACAGUGGGAGACGCUCACCAAUGGCACGUAGACCGCCGGGACAGCCCGGUAGACUAGUCUGCUGGUUCAGAGAUCUUCUAAGAGGGAAAAGCGUGGAUCAGUAUCCGUGGUUCUACAAGAAAGGUUCCAUAUCCAGCCGGUUCGUAGAGAAGCCCAAUCUUCCACCUGGCGUGGCUCACAAACUGGACAACAACCACUACUGCCAAAGAGACCCGAGAAGGGAAGUGGCACCACCUGUGGUAACAGGUAGCCAGGCUUUACUGCGCGAGGCACACGAAAAUGUCACCAGCGAAGAGGUGGCGUUUCCUCAGAUAACCACGCCCCCUGUACCGGGAGUAGGUCACAGAUGGAGAUUCACUGAGGAGUAAACACCAGUGACUGUCCUUAUAGCUGUAGGAGUCGUCUAUUGUCUAUUGUGAAAACUGUAUCAUUAUUAUCAUUAACAACCAUGUGUAUAGUAAAACACAAGGUAGACAAGAAAAGUAGGAAAGAGCAAGAGAAAGAUUGUUCAAAUUCUGUAGUUUAAAAUGUCACGAUUCGUCAGAAACAAACACGAAACGUGGAAUAUUAUAAUUAUAUCAUGCGCAGUUUGUUAAGCGACAAAUGAUGUUUCUUCCUGUUCGUUGGCUGGUGGGGAGACUGUUGUUGUCCCCACCCCCCGAUCCUCGGUCCCUUGGUGGUGGGAGUAAGGGGUCUGUGAGGAAUAGAGGUCUCCUCCUGGUAGAGACUGGGGUCCAGUCGAUUGGUUUGUCAGCACCAGUGGACGUGACGGUGAAGGAAAGUACUGACUGAACUCCUCGUCUGCAAAUCGUACCACUUUCUGGGAGGGUGUUGUGUCGGCACUUAAUGUGGCUCUGUCCACUGCAUAGGCACUUCGUCUGGUAGUUCUGAUGUAGCAGCAGCCACAAACUCCGACUAGGGAAAGGAUGGUGACCACCAGUAAAAUAAAGAUCAGAACACCAGCCACAAUGCCGGCAAACUCAGGUCUUGACAGAGCCCCAUUGACUGACACAGUCACUGAUGCAUUGGCAGAGAAAUCCUCGUCGCUUGCCAAGACCUGAAGCUGAAAAUGAGAACCUGCUGAGGAUGGGAUGUAAUCCCUGAUUCUGAUGUCACCGGUGAGCGAAUCAACCGUGAAAUACGAGGAGUCGUCGAUUACGUAAGUUAUGUUGCUUCCAGCGUCAAUAUCCUCAUCUUCUGCUUCCACUCUGCCCACAGUGUGACCAGAUGGCGAGCUACGAUCGACGGUGAAUUUGUAGCGAUCCUCCAGGAACCUCGGAGGAUUAUCGUUGACUGG
Messenger RNA from Geodia barretti, 1343 nucleotides. The record is from the annotation of a GenBank genome assembly. Lineage: Eukaryota; Metazoa; Porifera; Demospongiae; Tetractinellida; Geodiidae.